Dunckerocampus dactyliophorus (ringed pipefish) is the source of this 5524-nucleotide messenger RNA. It is a transcript of the gene asap3, whose product is annotated as ArfGAP with SH3 domain, ankyrin repeat and PH domain 3. Gene Ontology annotation, molecular function: GTPase activator activity; protein binding. Bases 1518 to 4397 code for a protein of 959 amino acids. The record is from RefSeq and is a predicted model, not a curated record. The transcript has 26 exons. Gene Ontology annotation, cellular component: cytoplasm. Gene Ontology annotation, biological process: positive regulation of GTPase activity. NCBI's taxonomy places the organism in Eukaryota, Metazoa, Chordata, Actinopteri, Syngnathiformes, Syngnathidae.
GUGUCAUGGGUACAAAAAGUAGGCCACUGAUAAGCAAUUGGACACUAAAAGUUACAAAAAUCCAUUGUUUUCUGAUAAUAAAGUACAAAUUACGUUUUGUCCACCAAUUUGUUUACCCUUCAUAUGAUCCUUUUAAUGAAAUCCAUUCAAUGCAAUGUCUUUUUGCGCCAUGGUUAUACUGCAAUCUAUAUAGUAUGUGUGUGUAUGUGUGUUUAUUGUCAGCAUAUGUCCAAAUGCAUCGUGAUUGUAGUCAGUGAACCAGCAGAUAGGUUACGUGCGAUUGUUUGGCCAUGUUAGGUUCACUGAAGGCUCCACAUUGACUUCACUGUUUGCAAACAUUUACAAAGGACCAUUGAAGGCUUUGAAUUGACUUCGCUGUUUACGAAAAACAUGCACGUUAGGUUACUUUAAGACUUUAAGUUGUCUUCAAUUUUUACAAAUGUGUAUUGCUAAGAUAAUUGAUGACCCUAGUCUCAACUGUAAUCUUUAAACAAAGGUAUUUCUGCUUAAUUGAGGAUUCUAAAUUGUCUUUAGUAUUUAUUAAAAAAACAUGUUGGGUUAAUUGGAAACUCCAUGUUGGCUUCAAAGUAUACAAAACACACAUGGUAUGUUUAUUUAAGACUUUAAAUUGCCUUCAGUCUUUGCAAAAACACAUUUUGAUUUAAUCAAAGACUCUAAAUUGACUUCAGUGUUUACAAAAACACAGAAGUUAAGAAAAAUGUAUGUCAGGGUAAAAAUGUGUUUGUUUGGUUAAAAAAACAUGUAUGUCAGGUUUAAAAACAGGUAUGUUAAUUAUUAUCAUUCGUGCCAUGUUAAAAAAAAGUGUAUGAUAGGUUGAAACCCUGUAUGUUAUGUGAAACAACAUGGAUGUUAGGUUAAAAACGUGUGUUUUGGGGAAAAAACAAACAAAAAAAUAUUUUAGGUUGAAACUGUGUAUGUUAUGUUAGAAAAUAUGUAUGUUGAGUUAAAAAUGCACUAAAAAACAUACGGCAGGGGUGUCUAAAGUGCAGUCGGGGGGACAUUUGCGGCCCGUGGCUAGUUUUUUAUUGGCCCGAGGCAUAUUGUGGAAAUAAAAUUAAACAAAAAAACAAAACAAAACAAAACAAAAAAAAAACAGCAAACAUGGGAAAAUACAGCAAAUAUAAAGAGAAAAAGCUGAAAUGUUCAUUCUAAUAACCUACACAAAGCUUUGUCUUUUUGUUUAACAUGUAUGUUAUGUUAAUUGAAGGCCGAGUUGUCAUCAAUGUUUGUAGAAAAGUAAUUGCAAAUGGUCUCAAUAGCCCUGAUAUUGACAGGGGAUUAGUUUAGGAUGUUUGUUGCCCUAAAUCAGCAUAGAAAUAUAACAUGGAUGGAUGGAUGGAUCAGUCUGGCAUUUUUGUCUUUUGCCCUGUGUUCUUUGUUUGUUGCCAGAAUGAUGUUUUUUCCGAAGCUUCUCUUUUAGAGGAAGAAACACGGGAGCGUCUGCUGUGAACUUUGCCAUAAAGAAAAUAAUCCAAGUGUGCACACAAUCUCUGGAGAUGGAUCACAUUGCUCUUCAGAAGAUGAAGAAGAUGAUCAAAGCCAUCCACAAUUCCGGAAUCACCCAUGUGGAAGCCAAGGAGCAGUACAUCGAGGUGCUGGAGAACCUGGGGAACAGCCACCUGAGCCAGGACAACAAUGAGGUCUCCACAGGCUUCCUCAACCUGGCCGUGUUCACCAGAGAGGUCACGGCCCUCUUCAAGAAUCUGGUGCAGAACCUCAACAACAUCAUGGCCUUCCCCUUGGAAAAUGUGCUGAAAUCAGAGCUGCGCGACAGUAGACUGGAGCUGAAGAAACAGAUGGAGAGAAGCUGGAAGGAGUACGACCUAAAAAUAGCCAAGCUGGAGAAGGAGCGCAAGGAGAAGAACAGGCAGCUGAUUAGGACGGAGGGAUCGGACGGAGGAGAAGACAUGGAAAGGGAGAGAAGGAGCUUUCAGCUACAGAUGUGCGAGUACCUUUUAAAGAUCCAGGAGCUGAAGGUUCGUCAAGGGCCUGAUCUCCUCCAGAGCCUCAUAAAGUUCUUCCAGGCCCAGCUGAGUUUCUUUCAGGACGGGCUGAAAGCUGCAGAGAAUCUCGCUCCCUUUGUGGAGAAACUCGCUUCUUCUGUUCACACGGUGCGGCUGGACCAGGAUGAGGAAGUCAAAAAGCUCACACAACUGAGGGAUUCUCUUCGAUUGCUGCUGCAAGUGGACGGCAAAGAGGAAUACCUGAACAGGAAAAACUCCGGCAACGGCUACAGCAUCCACCAGCCGCAGGGCAAUAAGCAGUACGGCACAGAAAAAUCGGGUUUCCUGCUCAAAAAGAGUGACGGGAUAAGGAAGGUGUGGCAGAAGAGGAAAUGUGGAGUCAAAUUUGGCUGUCUGACCAUCUCUCACAGCACGAUCAACCGACCACCAGCCAAGCUGAACCUCCUGACCUGUCAGGUGCGACCAAACCCGGAGGACCGGAGAGCCUUUGACCUGGUUACUCAUAAUCGGACAUACCAUUUCCAGUCAGAAGACGAGCAGGAAUGUGUGAUCUGGGUGUCGGUGCUGCAGAAUAGCAAGGAGGAGGCCCUGAACACAGCACUGGGAGGAGACCAGCUCCACCUCCAGGACAGCGGUCUGCAGGAACUUUCCAAAGCCAUUAUCGCAGAGCUCCGCCAAAUGCCAGGCAACGAUGCCUGCGCUGACUGUGGUGCCCCAGAUCCAACAUGGUUAUCGACCAAUCUCGGCAUCCUGACCUGUAUCGAGUGCUCGGGCAUCCACAGAGAGCUGGGUGUCCACUACUCCAGAAUCCAGUCCUUGACUCUGGACCUGCUGAGCACAUCUGAGUUACUGUUGGCUGUCAGUAUCGGGAACACAAGAUUCAACGACAUCAUGGAGGCGGGGCUUCCAAGCGAUGCUGUCAAACCUUUACCACAGAGUGACAUGAAUGCCAGAAAGGAGUACAUUGUCGCAAAGUAUGCCGAGCGUCGCUACGUGCUGCGAAGAGAGACACCGGAACCCGGACAGCUCUGUGACGCCGUGAGGAGUCGAGAUCUGACGUCUCUUUUACAGCUCUUCGCCGAAGGAGCGGACCUCACCAAACCCCUCUCGAUAACGGACGUACAGGCUGCCAAAGAAACCGCUCUCCAUUUGGCUGUGCGCCUGGAAGAAAGAAGCUCCCUGGCUAUCGUGGACUUCCUGUGUCAGAACGGCAACUGUCUGGAGAAGAGAACAGCAGAAGGAAACACAGCUCUGCAUUACAGCGCCCUCUACCAUAAGCCCGAAUCCCUCAAGUUGCUGCUUAAAGCCAAGGCCACUCUUCACAUAGUGAACUCAGCGGGAGAGACUGCCCUAGAUAUGGCAAGGAGGCUGCAGCACACACAAUGUGUUGAACUGUUGGAGCUGGCUCACAGUGGGAAGUUCAACUCUCAGAUUCACGUUGAGUUCAUGUGGCACACUCAAGCUCAGGAGAUGUACGACAGCGAGGACGACCUGGACGAGAGGGUAAGCCCAUUACCAAAAAAACUCUCUCCUCUGUCCUCAAACGGAGGCUUUGGAUCCCGUUGGAGUGUGAUUGGUGGCGCUGGGGGCAAUCCAGGCAGCAGACCUUGUCAGACCUAUGAGAACCUGGACUUCCUGUACAGAAAUCCACCAGCCAACAGCGCCCCCUCUGGAAUAGCCAUGCCACCACCGCCGCUGCCUGCUAAAUCCACCCCAAAAGGUCGCUCCGACCCUCAGCUCUCAGUCACAACACAGGACGUUAACCUCCCUACACCAAGACGAGGAUCUAACCCGACGGUCAACACCCCAGGUCCACAGACACAGGCCAGACAGAGCCCCCCUUUACCCAGCUCAGAGAGUCAAAGCCCAGGUGGUGGAAAACCACAUAAGGGGGGUGUGUUCAGGGGUCACAGACACAGUGGGGAUGGGCAAGCCUUUACUGGUUCCCCGUCUCCAAAUACUACCACAUCAUCUCAAAGCCACAUCGGACCCGUCAGUUCUGAGAAGACCACAUCGUACCGACGGACCAGCAGCGGAGGCAGCAACCAGGGGAAGUGUGCCGUGUUAUCACCCACCAGCAACCAAGAGGAGCCGUAUUGUAUUUUAGGGGGAAACUGCACAGGCCUCGGCCCAGUCCCUGCCUCUGCAGCCCCCUCUUCCUCACCCGGCGUGACCCCUGCACUGCGACCCCGCAGGAAUGCCAUGAUUUCAGGCAACAGACAACCAAAUAAGCGGGUCAAGGCUUUGGUGGACAGCAGACCCACCAAUUCAGAGCAGCUCGCCUUUUUCAAAGAUGAGACCAUUGUGGUCACGCUCUCUAGUGACCCCUAUUGGUGGAUGGGUUACAUAGAAGGGGACUCGUCCAGGAAUGGGACUUUUCCUGCCAACUACGUUCAGAAAGUAGCGAAUUAACGGACGUUUGCGAAUGAACAACUGAACCAGCACUGGCUGCUCAUUGGCAUUAUAGCGCUCUAGCGGCUCCAAGUGGACUUUAUGCUGUUUUCCUCACGCAGCUAACAUGGAUUUACUCAAACUGGAACAAUGUGAUUAAAUUGAGGACACACACUCAGCGGAGGCUGCGUGAGGAUACUGUUUAGGGAUUUACAUAGGGAGUCUCAAUCAUUAACAAAAACUGUCCUUGUUGCAUUUUUCAGUUCUCUAAAAUCUUUGUAUUCAUAGGUACAAAGACAUUUUGAAACAUUGAAGCAUUUCCGUGCUUGCCGAGCUAAUCCCUGUUUAAAUGCACUUUAAACCCAUGCAGGAUAAUUUCUUGGAAAAGGCCAGCUGCUGUCUAAAGAAGGCCAGGGUCUUUUAUUUAAAGAGGGAAAACGUAUUUUGGGCUUGCAGCCAAAAACCCUUUCAAGGUCUGCAGGCAUCCAGAACUAUUGUUAAUGAUGGAAUAUUUGUGGUAAAAACCAGGAAGUGACACUUAUUGAUAUGUGUGAAUACAGUUACUGGAGGCAUGUGUGCAUCGUAACAGUGCACACAAGCACAAUUGCACUUCAUGUACAUAUGAAAUAGCCUUUUUUGGAACUUUAAGUGAGGAAAACGUUUUUUAUACUGACAAGUAACUAUAAAAAUGUAACUCAUGUCAUGGAGAUUUAUAUGCUAACUGAUGUACAUACUUGUCUAAAAUGUCCGCUGAUGUGUGUGUAUGCGUGUGUCUACUGUACUCUUGUCAGCACACCACAAUAAUAAAUGUUAUCUUUGUAAAAGCAACAUUCUCGCAUUGAGUGCCAUUAGUGCAGGUGUACCUAAUAUUUUUGGACGGUGAGUGUGUAGUGCAAGUCAGAUGAUGAUGAUGAUGUUGAUGAUGAAAUGUUUCCAGACACAAGUAGCGCAGAAACUCAAACAGAACAAAAGCGGCUAAGUGCUUUUUUCGCUCGAUACAAGCACGCAUUGAUUAAAUUAUUCAUUGCAGAGCGGCACGCAUAAGAAAAACCUUCAGUACUUCCCUUUAUCUUGCGAGUCUGUGGCACUUUUUAGCACAUGCUAGCUCAAGAAAAACAUAUAUAUUUAGAUUUUAAUCUGGUGUUUAA